Orcinus orca (killer whale) is the source of this 1690-nucleotide messenger RNA. RefSeq names its product lecithin-cholesterol acyltransferase (gene LCAT). The coding region runs from base 562 to 1668 and encodes 368 amino acids. The record is from RefSeq and is a predicted model, not a curated record. Gene Ontology annotation, molecular function: phosphatidylcholine-sterol O-acyltransferase activity. The transcript is spliced from 6 exons. Gene Ontology annotation, biological process: lipid metabolic process. Lineage: Eukaryota; Metazoa; Chordata; Mammalia; Artiodactyla; Delphinidae.
CCGGCUCCCCGCGGCAGUGGGUCCUGCUGCUGCUGGGGCUGCUGCUUCCCCCCGCCGCCCCCUUCUGGCUCUUCAAUGUGCUCUUCCCCCCGCACACCACGCCCAAGGCUGAGCUCAGUAACCACACACGGCCCGUCAUCCUCGGUAAGCCCCCACCAGGCCCCUGAUACACCAGGGCAGACCUUGGGGAACCUGGGCCCCAGCCCCUGGUAGCAGAGCCUGCUGAGGCCCUUCUGCCCUUGCAUUAGCCCUGAUCCCUGCCUCAGCAUCUGGAGGGGCCAAAGGCUUGUCCUGCAGAGAAAUCAACCCCUUCUCGCACCACACUGUUCUCGUGUCUCGGAGUUGUCUCCCCGAGGUGGGUGGAGUAGAGGGUGGGUGUGCCUGAGGGCUUGGCCGGGGCAUUACAAGCUGUGGUCAGCUGUAGCCACCGGACCCUGGUCCAAGCCCCACCACUCCUUCCUCAGCCCCCACCCCGGCAAGGACAAGGUGCCCAGCCCAGUGCCUGGCUGCCUGGGGAAUCAGCUGGAAGCCAAGCUGGAUAAACCAAAUGUGGUGAACUGGAUGUGCUACCGCAAGACAGACGACUUUUUCACCAUCUGGCUGGAUCUCAAUAUGUUCCUACCCGUUGGGGUAGACUGCUGGAUCGAUAACACCAGGGUUGUCUACAACCGCAGCUCUGGGCGAGUAUCCAAUGCCCCCGGUGUACAGAUCCGUGUUCCCGGCUUUGGCAAGACCUACUCUGUUGAGUAUCUGGACAACAGCAAGUUGGCAGGUUACAUGCACACACUGGUUCAGAACCUGGUCAACAAUGGGUAUGUGCGGGAUGAGACGGUGCGGGCCGCCCCCUACGACUGGCGGCUGGAGCCCAGCCAGCAGGAGGAGUACUACCUGAAGCUUGCUGGGCUAGUGGAGGAAAUGCACGCUACCUACAGAAGGCCUGUCUUCCUCAUUGGGCACAGCCUUGGCUGCCUGCACUUGCUCUAUUUCUUACUGCGCCAGCCCCAGGCCUGGAAGGACCGCUUCAUCGAUGGUUUCAUCUCUCUUGGGGCUCCCUGGGGUGGCUCCAUCAAGCCCAUGAUAAUCUUGGCCUCAGGUGACAACCAGGGCAUCCCAAUCAUGUCCAGCAUCAAGCUGAAAGAGGAGCAGCGCAUGACAACAGCGUCCCCCUGGAUGUUUCCCUCCAGCCAGGCAUGGCCCGAGGACCACGUGUUCAUUUCCACCCCCACCUUCAACUACACAAGCCGUGACUUGCAGCGCUUCUUUACAGACCUGCACUUUGAGGAAGGCUGGUACAUGUGGUUACAGUCACGUGACCUGCUGGCAGGGCUCCCAGCACCUGGAGUGGAAGUAUACUGUCUGUAUGGCGUGGGCCUGCCCACACCCAGCACCUACAUCUUUGACCAUGGCUUCCCCUACACGGACCCUGUGGGUGUGCUCUAUGAGGACGGGGAUGACACUGUGGCCACACGCAGCACCGAGCUCUGUGCCCAGUGGCAGGGCCUCCAACAGCAGCCUGUGCACCUGCUGCCUCUGCCUGGGGUACAGCACCUCAAUAUGGUCUUCAGCAACCAGACACUGGAGCACAUCAAUGCCAUCCUGCUGGGUACCUACCGAAAUAGCACCGCCGUACCCCCAACUGCCAGCCCAAGGCCCAUGCCCCCUGAAUAAAGACCUUCCUUUGCUGCUAUAA